Messenger RNA from Rosa rugosa (rugosa rose), 688 nucleotides. Its product is annotated as ethylene-responsive transcription factor ERF096-like. The record is from RefSeq and is a predicted model, not a curated record. Gene Ontology annotation, biological process: ethylene-activated signaling pathway; regulation of DNA-templated transcription. Bases 40 to 465 code for a protein of 141 amino acids. NCBI's taxonomy places the organism in Eukaryota, Viridiplantae, Streptophyta, Magnoliopsida, Rosales, Rosaceae. Gene Ontology annotation, molecular function: DNA binding; DNA-binding transcription factor activity. The transcript has a single exon.
CAGUUUACGCCAUGCAAGUUGUAGCUGAAAACAAAUACAAUGGACGAGGACAACAGAAGAGGGAAGGUCCAGAUGGGAGAGACCAAGGACGCCGGAGAGGUUCGAUACCGGGGCGUGAGGAGGCGGCCAUGGGGGAAGUUUGCGGCGGAGAUUCGCGACUCCAAUAGGCAUGGGGCGCGUGUUUGGCUCGGGACUUUCAACACUGCGGAAGAAGCAGCCAGAGCUUAUGACAGAGCUGCUUACGCCAUGAGGGGUGGUUUGGCCAUUUUGAAUUUUCCUAACGAGUAUCCUUCGGGGACUGCUGUUGGUGGUUCUUCGUCUUCGUCAUCGUCGGCCGUUUCGUCGUCGUCGUCUUCGUCUUCAAUGCAAGCUGGGAAUCAAGUUCUGGAGCUGGAGUACUUGGAUGAUAGGCUGCUGGAGGAACUGCUUGAUGAUUGUGAAGAUAUGAAGAGCAAAAAGAAGUGAGUGUAAGUUUGAACCGUCUGUUAUGCAAGAAAUGUCCAUGAUGCCUUUUUUGACUUUUCUGUUUAAUCUAGAUUCUGAUAAUCACCUUUUGCAUGCAUGCAUUCGCUCAUUUUGCUUUUGUCAAUGAAGAAUCUAGCAAUAGUGGGCCAAGGCAUUCAUGAGAUAUGUCGAUUUCAUUCUGCAAAUGUAUGAUCCCCAGAAAAUACACUGUUUUGAGUUGUAC